CACAGAGUACUUUAAUAGAUACCUAUCAAUAGAUAUAGGAAAGAGCAUACUUAUAUACUCUUUGGAAGAGUAUUGUUUGUGUAGUUUAUUUUGUGAAUAGUUAUUUAAUUAUAUUUUAUAUUGUCCUGAAAAAUCAUCUGAUCAUUUACAAUGGGUAUUAAAGAAGCUGCUAUAUACUUAGAUAAUCAAUAUAAUACGUACUAUGCGGGUCAAACUGUAAAUGGAAGGAUAGAAUAUAUUUUUGACAGUCCAAAAAAAGUUCGAGGAAUACACGUUAAGUUUAAGGGCGAGGCUCAUACUGAAUGGAGAGAAAGUAAACAAGAAGAAGAUGCAGAAGGAAAAACUCAAUCCACUGAUACUCUCCAUACAGGAAAUGAGGAAUAUUUUCAAAUACAAUAUUAUUUACUGGGAAGCAGUUCAGGCAAUGAGAUUGAAAUUCCUGCAGGUAAGCAGGUAUACAAUUUCACGUGUGCUUUACCUCCUGUUUUGCCUUCUUCAUUUGAGGGACAAUAUGGAUAUGUUAGGUAUACUGUGAAAGUCACAUUGGAUAGACCCUGGAAGUUUGAUCAGGAAACUAAAAUGGCUUUUACUGUAAUCAAUGCAUUGGAUUUAAAUCUUAAUCCAUCAUAUAAAGAACCUAUACGUUUCCAAAUAGAGAAAACUUUUUGUUGUUUCUGUUGUGCAUCACCACCUCUGUCUGUAGACAUUCAAGCUCCUGUGUCUGGAUACUGCCCAGGACAAGUUAUACCAAUCACAAUUGACAUUGAGAAUAAAAGCAAUGUUCAGUUGCACCUUGUUAAGAUUUCCUUAAGAAAAGUCGUGACAUACAGAGCAACAUCUCCAUCUACAGUGACAAAAAAGACGAAAGAUAUAAUUUUAACCGUUCAAGAAGGCCCUGCCCCUGCUGGUACAACAAAACACAGUAAUUUGUCUAUGGAAAUACCUCCAAUACCGCCCUCUAAUUUAGUCAACUGUAAUAUUAUUGAUUUGGAUUAUGAUCUAAAGGUGGAAUGUGUUGUACCAACCACACAUAUUAACAUGAAAGAUCGCAAGUACAUAACUAUUGGUACUGUUCCAUUGUUGGGCAUGGUUGGUCAAGCUGUACCAACCCCAUCAGCACCCAUAAUGCCUACCGAUGGACAGUCUUCCCCGAGCCAACCCGCAGUGUUGCCUGUGGCUCCAGGUCAACCUGCACAGCCUGGAAACAUUGGCGGAGACGCGUCGCCGGGAGGGUGGGUGUUGCCCGGGGCCCCGGCACAGCCUCCCUUCCAGUCGCUGUACCCGACACUUACGGAACCAGUUUACAAAGUAUCUCCGUAUCAAGCGCGUACGAUUCAAGAUCGCGGUGAAAGCAAUAAUAUGGCUAUAACAGGACCAGUUACCUUUGCCCCAUAUUACCCUACGUAUGCAGCUGUACAACCCCCGCCAUUGCCACAAUGAAAUAUUUAAAAUAAUUAUGGGAUACAAAAAUUCAAUUUUUAAUUUUUUUGUUUUUACAUUAUAUUCUACUGACAAAUAUAAUCGAAGAUAGAUGUAAAAUUAAUUACUAAAAAAGUGAUUAUACAUAUGUAAUGCAUUAUAAAAAAUAUAAUAUAAUAAAAAUAAUUAAUAAGACAAAGGAGAAAAGCAAUUUGUUCAUGUAUCUAUGGUAUUAAUUUUUCCGUCCUAAGAUCAGAACACAAUUUUUAAGUGUAUCUAACGAAUAAAACGAACUAACAAUAUAUGUCUGAUAUAUAUGAUAUAUGAAUAAUAGCAUUGAUAACAAACAAAAAGAACAGAAAUUCAUAUGAGUAAAUACAAUGUUUAAAACGAAUUUUUAAUGGUAAGAGAAUAUAAUCAUUAUCUUAUUAACGUCAGUUUACAAUAAAUAAAUUACUGUUUCUUU
Messenger RNA from Melitaea cinxia (Glanville fritillary), 1885 nucleotides. RefSeq names its product arrestin domain-containing protein 17. Lineage: Eukaryota; Metazoa; Arthropoda; Insecta; Lepidoptera; Nymphalidae. The transcript has 8 exons. Gene Ontology annotation, cellular component: cytoplasm. The coding region runs from base 151 to 1440 and encodes 429 amino acids. Gene Ontology annotation, biological process: protein transport. The record is from RefSeq and is a predicted model, not a curated record.